Molecule: messenger RNA, 1327 nt
Organism: Drosophila hydei
Lineage: Eukaryota; Metazoa; Arthropoda; Insecta; Diptera; Drosophilidae
Gene: mab-21
Product: protein mab-21
Exons: 3
Coding region: 204-1301 (365 amino acids)
Source: RefSeq, a predicted model, not a curated record
UGAUGGCGCGAGUACACGCGACACGAGUUGACUGCGCCUGUGACUGUGACUGUGACUGCGACUGCGACGCGUGCGAAACUCAAUGCAAAACAGUGACUUGAAUUGUAGUGAAACCGCGACAGUAACGAAAGGCCGCCGCCAGCGUUCGCAACGUUCAAAAAGAGUUAAGAGAAAGCAUCACGACGUCGUCGCCCGGGUCAAUAAUGCUGGUGCCGUCGGACAUGAUCGCGGCACAGUCCAAGAUGGUUUAUCAAAUGAACAAAUAUUGCGCGGAUCGAGUGCAGGUGCGCAAGGCGCAGAUACACAAGCAGAUCCAGGAGGUCUGUCGCAUCGUGCAGGACGUGCUCAAGGAGGUGGAGGUGCAGGAGCCGCGCUUCAUCUCGUCCCUGAACGACUACAAUGGCCGCUUCGAGGGCCUGGAAGUGAUCUCACCCACAGAGUUCGAAAUCAUCAUCUACCUCAACCAGAUGGGCGUCCUCAACUUUGUGGACGACGGCACUUUGCCCGGCUGCGCGGUGCUGAAGCUGAGCGACGGACGCAAGCGCUCGAUGUCGCUGUGGGUGGAGUUCAUCACGGCAUCCGGCUAUCUGUCAGCGCGCAAGAUUCGCUCCAGAUUCCAGACGCUGGUGGCACAGGCGUGCGACAAGUGCGCCUAUCGCGACAUUGUCAAAAUGAUCGCCGACACCACCGAGGUGAAGCUGCGGAUCAGGGAGCGGAUCAUUGUCCAAAUUACGCCCGCCUUCAAGUGCGCCGGCCUCUGGCCGAGAUCGGCGUCGCACUGGCCGCUGCCCGGCAUACCCUGGCCGCAUCCCAAUAUUGUUGCAGAGGUUAAGACUGAGGGCUUCGACAUGCUUUCCAAGGAGUGCAUCGCGCUCCAAGGCAAGAACUCCGCCAUGGAGGGCGAUGCCUGGGUGCUCAGCUUUACGGACGCCGAGAAUCGUCUGUUGCAAGGUGCCAGUCGCCGUCGCUGCCUUAGCAUAUUGAAGACUUUACGCGAUCGUCAUCUGGAUCUGCCGGGCAAUCCCGUAACGUCGUAUCAUCUGAAAACGUUGCUGCUCUACGAAUGCGAGAAGCAUCCGAGGGAAAUGGAAUGGGAGGAGAACUGCAUUGCCGAUCGCAUCAAUGGGAUAUUCCUGCAAUUGAUAUCCUGCCUGCAGUGCCGGCGCUGUCCCCACUACUUCCUGCCCAACAUGGAUCUCUUCAAGGGCAAAUCUCCGGGCGCCCUCGAGAACGCCGCGAAGCAGGUCUGGCGCCUGACCCGCAUCAUGCUCACCAACGUGCGCUGCCUGGAGGAGUUGUAGGGAUGCCCAGAUCUUUGUGAGAUGGU